GAGAGAGGGAGCCAAGACAGUGUUGCAAAGCGGGGAAAGUGCGAUCUCGCCUACACUAGUCAUCCCGCUCGCACUGUAGGCAAAUGUCAAAGUCUGUUCGUUCAGUUGAAAAACAGAAUUGUGGCCGAGAAAAGGCCGAAUCAGCGACGAAAUUAGCCACAUUAGCAGGGACUUACAUAUAGAUUAGGCCAACAAUCGAGUGUUUCCCACAAUGGAGGCGGCCAAGGAUUUAGUGCGGUCCAAGUACCAGGACUUAUGUAACUUCCUGGAGCGGGACACUCGCGGCAGCGAACUGGUCAUCUACGGCACCUCGGCCCUCCUGCUGGCGGUGGCCUAUGUGAAGCGCAAGCCGGCCUACCUGGUGCGCCAGUUCAAGCAGCCCUCCCACAUCCCGGAGCGCCUGAUCAGCGAGCGUGUGAUGCACACGGGCCGCAUCGCCGGGGUCAAGCAGCAGGAGCAGGACACCCUGCUGAUGAUCCAGCACAAGCCCCUCAUCCCAAUCUUCACCAGCCGCAAGCGCCUGCUGCCCGUGAAGCUGCCGGGCGUUCGGGUCAACGCCAACGGCUACUCCUGGCUGCAGCAGUGCCUCAUUGGUCGCGAGGCCACCUUCCUGCCCCUGAAAUCCCCCAAGGGGCAGGACUUUGUCGUCUGCCAGCUGUGCCUGGUCCAUCCGCCCAGGGGCAAUCGCCUGUUCGACGUCUCCGAGACGCUGCUCAAGCUGCGCUUCGCCAAAUUCGCCCAGGAUGCCGCCUCCGGGGUGAAGCGGAACGGCAAGUACUACCAACACCUGAAGAAGGUGGAGCAGACCACCGCCGAGAAGGAGGCCUGGCUGUCCUGGGCCUCCGGCUAUCCCUACAUCUGGCGUCGCUACAACGAACUUAAGCAGCGCCUGCUGCCCAAGGAGAAACUGCUGCCGGAGCUAGUGCGCUGAUCCCGAUCUCCCGUCCAUGCCACUUACUUAGUUACAGGGCUAGAUCCCUACCACUAACUUAGUUCUACGGCUAGCUGCGCCCAACCUCGACUUAAUGUGCCUUUUUCACUGCCUUGUGGUUAUAACAAGCUUGAUCUAUGAUUGCCUAAGAGGCAACUCUUCACUUCGCCUUAAAGACAUUUAAACCGCAAUUAAGAACAUUUACACAACGCAGUCUCAAAAGUACAUUAGUUAUAGGACUAGCUGGCCACUUAACCAACGAAACAAACGACAAUCGAUGCCCAGGCGGUACGUGAUCGUGUGCUAAUUUCCACAUCCAGUAAAGCCGCAGCGCUAGCAUUUUUUCUAAAUGUUUAAAUAAACAACAUGUUGUUUUUACCAUCAGUGCGUGUGCCUGUGUGUGUUGUUCGUGUGCGUGCAUGUUUCCCAAAUAAAACGACAAUAUACUUGACUUUA
Messenger RNA from Drosophila subpulchrella, 1387 nucleotides. RefSeq lists its product as uncharacterized. Lineage: Eukaryota; Metazoa; Arthropoda; Insecta; Diptera; Drosophilidae. The transcript is spliced from 2 exons. Bases 212 to 931 code for a protein of 239 amino acids. The record is from RefSeq and is a predicted model, not a curated record.